CCCUAGUUAUAACUCCCCAAACCCCACACUGGUCUCUCUCUCUCUCUCUCUCUCUCAUAUUUUGUCUCCGUUUACUCUCCUUUCUUCGAUGUUAUAUAAGCGACUCCUUGGUUCCUCUUCUCUCUACAUAAAGGCGAACCUCACUAUCACCCAUUCCCUCAAAUGGAGGACCCAGGCCACUCUUCCAUGGGCAAGUCUCAUUGUUCCAAGGAAGGGACACCUCUGUCUGAGGAGAGUGGUUGGACCUCCUAUCUCGAGGACUUCUUAGCAUCACAGAAGAAGGAAGGUUCUACUUCUACUGGUUUUUCUCCUAAUAUUGGUGGUGGGUCUUCCAUGGUCUCUGAUGCCGCUUCAUACGUCGCAUGGAAGCCUCCAGCUCACGCCGAGCCAUCCAAGGGGUGCAAGAAGUUAAGCUUUAAGAAAAGGAAGGCAAAGGUGACCUUGGGGGAUGAUCCCCUGGAGGAUACUGCUAGUUCUCCUCUUAACAGUCCUAAGAGAAAGAGUCUGGGAAGUGCUAAUUGUGGAGAGCCGAGGGGAGAAGAGAUUGAUGAAAUGAAUUUUAGCGAGAAGAAAUUUGAGGGUUCAGAGAUGAGGAAAAAGGGACUAUGCUGGGACCCUUUAUCUAUGCUGUUAGACUAUCUCAGAUAAACCAUAUAUUAUAUGAAGAUUCUUUGUGUGUGUGUGUGUGUGUGUGUGUGUGGGUGGGUGUGUUUAUGUUGAGAGGAAGUUUUGGUGAGUGGUCUGGCUUCAAUAGGUCAUGCAUCAUUUUAUGUGUUUGGUCAUGUAAGUACUAGCUUUUAAAGAUUCCUUCUCUGAUUGAAGGCAAGAAGACCAAGGAAGAAUAUGUAAUGACAAACAGUUAAAAUUACAUGAUUGGAAUAAAACGAAAGGUUUGUAUUAUCA
Molecule: messenger RNA, 903 nt
Organism: Phoenix dactylifera (date palm)
Lineage: Eukaryota; Viridiplantae; Streptophyta; Magnoliopsida; Arecales; Arecaceae
Source: RefSeq, a predicted model, not a curated record